CCUGCUCGAACCCAUUAUGCGCUGGGGACGGGCCGGGUCUCUUUAAGGCCCUGCUGCGCCUGCGCCUUGGGCUUUCCUGACGCGGCCGGAGCGGGGAGGAACCCGUGGACUGGCCAGUGCGCUGGGCUCGGGUGCGAGUGGACACAGAGACAGAGAGAGACGCGGCGCCCCCCACACCGGGGUGGCGGUGGCGGUGGCCCCGAGUCCCCCGAGCGCGCGCGGCGCGGCACCGGAGGGCGGCGCGGAGGGUCGGCGGCGCGGCUGCCGGCUGCAUGGGAAGUUCAUGUUGACUGCCGAGUCCACCCGACGUUUCCAAGGUGGCGACAGACAAGGUUGCAGAAAAGCUGAGUUCUACUCUCUCAUGGGUGAAGAACACCGUAUCACACACAGUCAGUCAGAUGGCCAGUCAGGUCGCGAGUCCAUCUCCGUCAUUACAUACCACUUCCUCUUCCACCACACUGUCCACGCCAGCCCUUUCUCCGGCUUCCCCAUCCCAGCUGAGUCCAGACGAUUUAGAACUGCUGGCUAAACUGGAGGAACAAAAUAGACUGUUAGAGACGGAUAGUAAGUCUUUAAGAUCUGUAAAUGGGUCCAGAAGAAACAGUGGCUCCUCCCUUGUGUCAAGUUCAUCUGCCUCCAGUAACCUCAGCCAUCUUGAAGAAGACUCUUGGAUCCUUUGGGGAAGGAUUGUUAAUGAAUGGGAAGAUGUACGCAAAAAGAAGGAAAAGCAAGUUAAGGAGCUUGUUCGUAAAGGGAUACCUCAUCACUUUAGAGCAAUAGUUUGGCAACUUUUAUGCAAUGCACAAAGCAUGCCAAUUAAGGAUCAGUAUUCAGAACUGCUGAAAAUGACCUCACCUUGUGAAAAAUUGAUCCGGAGGGAUAUUGCUAGAACUUAUCCUGAACAUAAUUUUUUUAAGGAAAAGGAUAGCCUUGGACAGGAGGUUUUAUUUAAUGUAAUGAAGGCUUAUUCUUUAGUGGAUCGUGAAGUUGGUUACUGUCAAGGAAGUGCAUUUAUAGUUGGAUUGCUGCUAAUGCAGAUGCCAGAAGAAGAAGCAUUCUGUGUAUUUGUUAAAUUAAUGCAAGACUAUAGACUUCGUGAACUUUUUAAACCAAGCAUGGCAGAAUUGGGCCUUUGUAUGUACCAGUUUGAGUGCAUGAUACAGGAGCAUCUUCCAGAGCUCUUUGUACAUUUUCAAUCUCAAAGCUUUCAUACCUCAAUGUAUGCAUCAUCCUGGUUUCUGACUAUCUUUCUUACAACAUUUCCACUACCAAUUGCAACAAGGAUAUUUGAUAUCUUUAUGUCUGAGGGUUUAGAAAUAGUAUUUCGGGUAGGAUUAGCGCUCCUUCAAAUGAAUCAGACAGAACUGAUGCAACUUGACAUGGAAGGAAUGUUACAGCACUUUCAGAAGGUCGUUCCACAUCAGUUUGAUGGGGGUCCAGACAAAUUAAUCCAGGCAGCUUACCAAGUCAAAUAUAAUUCCAAAAAAAUGAAAAAGCUUGAAAAGGAGUACACUACAAUAAAAACUAAAGAAAUGGAAGAGCAAGUUGAAAUUAAAAGGUUACGGACAGAAAAUAGACUUUUAAAACAACGCAUUGAAACAUUAGAAAAAGAAAGUGCUUCCCUGGCAGAUAGAUUGAUACAGGGACAAGUGACAAGAGCCCAGGAGGCUGAGGAAAACUACCUCAUAAAACGGGAGUUGGCCACCAUCAAACAGCAGAGUGAUGAGGCCAGUGCUAAACUGGAGCAUGCUGAGAGUACCAUCAGGAAGCUCCAGCACCAGCAACAAUGGCAUAAGUGCAGUUCCAACUACAAUGAAGAUUUUGUACUACAACUAGAAAAGGAACUGGUCCAAGCCCGCUUGAGUGAAGCUGAGUCUCAAUGUGCGCUAAAGGAGAUGCAAGAUAAAGUUCUGGAUAUUGAGAAGAGGAACAAUUCUUUUCCUGAUGAGAAUAACAUCGCAAGGCUUCAGGAGGAACUCAUUGCUGUGAAACUGAGAGAAGCAGAAGCUGUUAUGGGCUUGAAAGAACUAAGACAGCAAGUCAAGGAUUUAGAGGAACACUGGCAGCGCCAUUUGGCCCGUACUUCUGGCAGAUGGAAAGACCCACCCAAGAAAAAUGCUGUGAAUGAGUUACAAGAUGAAUUGAUGACCAUUCGGCUUCGAGAAGCUGAAACACAGGCAGAAAUAAGAGAAAUAAAACAAAGGAUGAUGGAAAUGGAAACACAGAACCAGAUCAACAGUAACCAUCUUCGAAGAGCAGAACAAGAAGUGGUCAAUCUGCAGGAGAAAGUGCAGUAUCUUUCAGCACAGAACAAAGGGCUGCUUACUCAGUUAAGUGAAGCAAAGCGAAAGCAAGCAGAGAUUGAAUGCAAGAACAAGGAAGAGGUGAUGGCUGUAAGGCUCCGGGAAGCAGACAGUAUCGCCGCUGUGGCAGAACUGCAGCAGCAUAUCGCUGAGCUUGAAAUCCAGAAAGAAGAAGGAAAGCUUCAAGGACAGCUUAAUAAGUCUGAUUCUAACCAGUAUAUUAGAGAACUGAAAGAUCAGAUAGCAGAGCUGAAUCAUGAGCUCAGAUGUCUGAAAGGCCAGAGGGGCUUCUCAGGCCAACCCUCUUUUGAUGGAAUCCACAUCGUCAACCAUUUAAUAGAUGAUGAAUCAUUGCAUUCCUCUGAUGAAGAUUUUAUAGAUAAUUCCUUGCCAGAAAGUGGUGCUGGUUUUCCUUUGCACAGAAAACCUGCCCCUGUGUCUUUGGACCCUGUUGUGGCUGAUGACAGUGAAAGUGAACCAGAAGACAGUGUGCUGGAGACCAGAGAGAGGGACCCCGUGGUUCAGAAGGAGUGGCCUUCGAGACGAGAGUCUUACUCAACCACUGUCUGACAUCACUGUGACCUAGACUGUGGAUUUGGAUUUGUUCAAGGGAUCAACUAUCGUGUGAUUAAGGGUUUUUGGAAGACAUCUGUUUCAUAUGUAAAUAUAUAUAUAUAUGAACAUAUAUAUAUUUUACUAUUUUAUCUGCCUUUUUAUCUUUGCCAAAUCUUCACCACUGACUUAACCAUUGCCAUAAAGUAGGCAAGAGUAUGGUUAACGGGGGAGGGGGAAUAAGGAUCUAACAGUAUUACUGAAUAUUAGUGUGUCUUGUUUAGAAAAUACAAUUAGAUCUAUAUGUGGGAACCAUUUUGAAGUUCAGAACUAUGGAAAAUUGAAUUUUCUUCAGACAAACUGCUCUUGUGCAAUAUUUUAUGUCCAGUGAACAAAUUGUACAUUUUAUGUUCAUCAAUUUGUUUUCAGGGCAGCUGUCAGCAGACAUUUAUUCAAGACAUAAGCCUUGCAUAAACCUUGUGUUUUGUGUUUGGGGGAUUUUUUUUUUUCAUUAAAAUGACUGUUCAUUAAUGGGCCACUGAGAGUUCCCAAACACAAAGCUUUUUAUUUUUUUCAUAUAAUUUUAUAAACAAUGAUUGUGUGUCUUGAGAGUUUUUAAGUUUCACUAUAAUUUCUAACUUUUAUGUGCAUAUGAUACUUCAUGUAUUACCUACCAAUCAGAGUUGUAGGUUAACUGCAAAUACAGUUUUUUGUACAUAUUUAUAAUCCUGCCAUUACCCCACACUGAACAUCAUUUUAUACAAAGAAAUAUACCAGUUGCAAAAUAACUGCCUUCAUCCUAAAAAAGAUUUUUGUAAAUAAUAGAUUAAAAUAAAAUUAAAAAUAAAACCAAACACUAAUAUUUUAAUAGCAUUAGUAUUUUGCUUAGCAUUCAGCACUAGCAGAUUUAUAACAUAAUUGAUGCUUGUUCAAAAACACUAUUGAGAAAUAUUUUAUUUCAUGACUGUCACUAAAUACAUUUUUCAUGAUUAAAGAAUAGCACAUACUGCAUAGUGCUAAUAUUCUAUUUAAUGUAAUUAAAACAUUGGACUGAAGUUUAUGAUCCACAGUCAUAUUUCAAGUAUCCCACAAACAUUAUCUUUCAUAUUAUCUAGUAUAAAGCCAUAAGAAAACUUUACUACUCCCCCUUUUUUUUUUAAAAUCAUCUGGACUUUUCCCUGAGAAAACAAAAUGCCUGUCAUUGAUAAAUUGCAAGAACCACCCAGAUUAAAUUCACACUAUGGAAAGACAAAAAGAAUGUGCUAACUCAAUGCCUUUUACUCUCAUUUUUAUCAACAGCCUAUGGAAAAAAUAGCCUUGAAAAUAUACGAAGAAGGUAUAUAGGGAUAUACAAUUUUACACAAUAUAUUUCAUGUAAAAAAAUUUUUUUUAUGAUAGAAUGGAGUAGGUGAGCUAAAAUUAGUUUUCUAGAACCAGGAGUUAAGCCUUACUGGGAAAUACAGUGCUUGUUGAAUUACUGGUCCUAGAAUUUACUAGAACCAUUAGGCUCUAUGUGGUUGUUUUCUUGAGAAAUAAGAUUAAAAACCUGCCUGCUAUGUCUGUAGUACCAGACUGAAUUCACGUGGUUAAGUUGUCCAUUUGUGGUCAAAGCUGAAAAAUGCCAGAGACGAGAUUUACUUAUAUUUUUGUCAGUGCAAGGAAUUUAACCCAGGGCCUCAAGCUUGCAAGGAGUGCUUUUCUACUGAACCAUAUCUCUGGCCAAGAUUUAAAUCCAGACCUAACCCCAAAGCAUUUGAAAUGGUUCAGCUAGUAAAUUUCUCAGUUCCCCACUUUUUUGAAUUAAAUGAAUUUGAUUUAAAUGUUUUUAAUGCACUUGUAGAUAUGUAGAGCUAUAAAACUAUGCAUACAAACAAUACUCUUAAACUCGUGUGUAGUUCGUGAGUGUAAAACACUGCUCCUAAUAUUGUCUGACAAGUCUUUCAUGCUGUCAAUCUAGUACCUAUCGAUGCUCAGGUGACAAGAAUAGUUGGAGGAAGAAAAACAAAUCAUUGGUGUUAUAUGAAAAUCAUAUGAGAUUCAGAUUAAAGUGUCAAAGUUUUAUGCUCCACUUAGAUUGUAGAUGGCUGCUUUUGUGGGACAAUGGCAGAGUUGAGUAGUUGCAGCUGAGAGGAUCUGGCUCCCCUUAACAUAUGUCCAUUCUAGCACUUUAGAGAGAGGCAAAGAUUCCUUCCUGACCUUUGGUUUAGAUACUUCAAAAUAUAGCUUUAUUUAUUCAGUUUGUCUUAGAAUAUCUAACAGUCUACUGUUACUGUUGAGCUAGUGGUUUGGAAGUCUAAAAUUUCGUUGGGGCCAGAAAGGUAGUAUAUAGCAGGUAAAGCCCUUGCCUUGAUGCACAUGACCUGCGUUCAAUCCCAGGCACCACAGAUGUUCCCUCCAGCCCUACUGGGAGAGAUUUCUGAACACAGACCAAGGAGUAAGCCCUGAGUAACACUGAUAUGGCUCCCAAAAGUAGCUGCUUUAUAUCAUAAAAUCAUUGAUGCCAUAGACAAACUUGGAAGGUUAUCUUUAUCUUUGGAAAUGGGGAAAGAACUCAAAAUAUUUUUUAAAACAGUGGUUUCCAACCACUUUUCGCAGGCUUAAGGUUGAGAAAUUCUGAUAUCAACCACUAUGGUUAACUGUUGGUCAGUGUUUGGGCAGUGCCAGUUCUCAGGUGUGUAAAAGUUGGAUCCCGUGGUUUUAAGCAUACAUCAUUGAUGUGUAGCAUAUGCUCUACUGUGUCAGUGUUACUUACCAUUGACAUUAGAACAGAAACAGCUUUCUUGAAUUAUGUUUGAAUUUUAAACUGAAAGACAUUCUUAAAGAGUUCCUUAAGUGCUGUACAUGGAGUUAGGUGUAAGAAGUGGUAAAAAUUUGUUGACAUUUCAACUAUUGAGACUUAAAAUAAUAUUCACAUUCAAGAUCUUUAAUUACUCUUAGGAUUUAUAAUCUUCCUGGAAAAUGAAGUCAAGAUAUAACUAUAUAGUCUUUAUUCUUUUAUUAACAUUAGGCCCUCAGUUCUGAUGAUGAAUUGAGACAUCAAGUCCAACCGACUGGCCAGCAAUUUUGGAAGAACUUUUUCUUAGUGGUUGAACAUGAUGCAGCUGGUUAUUCUCCAGUUAGUGCCUUUGACUGAAAACAAGGUCUAGACCUUUUUUAACUUUUUAUUUUUAACAUCAUAAGAAAUUAUUUGGUUCAUUCUUUACUCUUUUACAUCUUUUACAUAAUGUACUAUUAAUUUUUAACUUUAAAGGAAAUUAAGAGAAUUGUGUUUUGAUAAGGCCUUUCCAAGGUCAGUUUGCUGUUGUGUAGUACCAUACCUUACUUUUCUACAUUUUAAUUUAAUUCAUUCCAUCAAAAUUAAAACUUCUGGUAAAAGUGGAAUGGAUUCUCUAUAAUCCAAGAUUUUACAUCACAUCACAUCACAUUACUCAAAGAGAUGGUAAAGUAAUACAUUAGAGUAACUGUAAAGAAGCAAAAUUAUAAUGUAUUAUAUUUACUCUUGGAAUUUCUUUUUAUAACAUUGUAUAAUAAUCCGAGAUGUUUACUUGUGCCUUUGCUUUAAACAAUUAAAGUUUUUCCAUUUUA
Messenger RNA from Sorex araneus (European shrew), 6440 nucleotides. It is a transcript of the gene EVI5, whose product is annotated as ecotropic viral integration site 5. The transcript is spliced from 20 exons. The record is from RefSeq and is a predicted model, not a curated record. NCBI's taxonomy places the organism in Eukaryota, Metazoa, Chordata, Mammalia, Eulipotyphla, Soricidae. The coding region runs from base 399 to 2873 and encodes 824 amino acids.